Molecule: messenger RNA, 3161 nt
Organism: Sceloporus undulatus (fence lizard)
Lineage: Eukaryota; Metazoa; Chordata; Lepidosauria; Squamata; Phrynosomatidae
Gene: DGLUCY
Product: D-glutamate cyclase
Exons: 12
Coding region: 261-1820 (519 amino acids)
Biological process (GO): glutamate metabolic process
Molecular function (GO): D-glutamate cyclase activity
Source: RefSeq, a predicted model, not a curated record
AGGAGCAGUUGCAAAGCACCUGGGAAGUGCACAUGGAGCCCUAAGGGCCUCCACAGAGCACAGGUUUUAAACAGGCAAAUAUUAUAAUUUUACAAAAAUCUCUUGCGGAUGACUUUGAAAAAUUUUGCCAAGCAAAUGACGGUCCACUUCCACUGCUGUACAGAAGUAAUCCUGGUGAAUGGAAAUGCCCAUCUCUGAGCAGUGAUUCUGAUAUUAGAACUGACUGUCUGCAGUACAGAAAAUAUGAGAAUGGAGAAUGUAUGGAAAUUCUAACAAGCCUGAAAGAAUAUUCAAAACAGCUUAAAGACAUGGUGACUUUCUAUCUAGGCUGCAGUUUCACAUUUGAAAAGGCACUCCAAGAAGUUGGCAUUCCCAUAAGAAAUGUAGAACAAAAAUGUAAUGUAAGCAUGUACAAGACUACUGUUCCUUGCUAUGAUACUGAAAACUUUCGCUGCAAUCUAGUCGUAACCAUGAGACCUAUUCCUCAAGACAAAUUGAAAGUCGUUGUGCAAACCACCCAUCCAAUGAAAAAGUCACAUGGAGCACCAGUUCACAUUGGUAACCCUGGUUUGUUAGGGAUCAAAGAUCUUUCCAGUCCAGACUAUGGUGAUGCAGUACAGGCUCAUCCUGGAGAUGUUCCUGUCUUUUGGGCCUGUGGAGUCACAGGUGUAGAAGCUGUCCGUAACUGCAAAUCUCCACUGGCGUUUACCCAUUCUCCUGGUUGCAUGUUUAUCACUGACUUGAAAGAUGAUGAUGAUAAUGAUGAUGCAGCACCUGGCCAAGAACUCCCUGAUGUUUACUGUAUUGGUUGGAAUCCUCUGUAUUAUAGCAUCGUAUCAGCAGCAGCUGUACAAAAAAUCAGAUGUCUAGAAGACACGAUAGGAGUUGACCCAGGAGAAAGAGGUGUGAAACAUUUGCGUUCUCAGGAUGAACUUCUGAAAGCAUGUUUGUCUAUGUCCCAUGCCCAGUCAGUGUUGAUUACAACUGGAUUUCCUACCCACUUCAAGUACGAUCCUCCUGAAGAGAAUGAUGGGCCUCCUGGAGCCAUUGCAAUGGCAUCCAUGUUGAAGGCCCUGGGGAAAAAUGUAGCUAUAGUGACUGAUCAAAGAGCUCUCAAUUUGAAUAAAAAGAUAAUCAAGGAGGCUGUUGAACAAGGGAUACUGGAGACAGUAGUGCCUGUGAUUAGCUAUCAUAGUAAUUCUGCAGAUUCAGCUUUACAGUUUCUUUGUGAAGAUGGAAAUACAGAAAAGCCCAGAUAUAACCACCUAAUAGCAAUAGAGCGUGCUGGAGUGGCUGCUGAUGGCAAUUAUUAUAAUGCAAGAAAAAUUAAUAUUAAACAUUUAGUGGAUCCCAUUGAUGAACUCUUUUUAGCGGCAAAAAAUAUCCCAGGAAUUACUACAGCAGGAAUUGGGGAUGGAGGAAAUGAAUUAGGAAUGGGAAAAGUAAAAGAAGCUGUAAAGAAAUACAUCACAAAUGGAGAUGUUAUUGCUUGUGAUGUAGAAGCAGAUUUUACAGUUGGUGCAGGAGUUUCUAAUUGGGGAGGCUAUGCUGUUGCUUGUGGGCUGUAUAUUCUUAAUACAUGUGAAGUACAUGAUCGUUACCUGAGGAAAGCUGUCAAGUUUCCCAAGUUAUCCAAGAAAAUGGGCUGGGCAUCAGCACUACCCUCUGUGGCUAAGGAAGAAAAGUUGCUCAACAUAUUACAGCAGAAUGAAGUGCGUAGUGGAAAGACUGCCAGUCUGGAAAUGGAAGUGGAUGGUCUGCCUUUCUACGAUGUCCACUCACUUAUACUUGAGAAGCUGUUGAAGGAAACACUGACAUAACCCCUCCUUAACAAAGAAUGAUAGGUUGGUCAUUUUUAGACAUGUUUGUCUACCUCUCUACUAGACAGAAAAAUGCUAUCAUUCUCUCAUUAGCAAGUAUAUCAUCACUUCUGAGGUGUUACUGAAUUACUGAAUCAAUGUAACUGGUGCACAAUAGAUUUUCAGAAUUAUGCCUUCUUGAAUUAACUUAAUAAAAUAUAUUUGUAGAGACAUCUGCCUUUAUCACAUUCAACAACAAAUUGAUCAAAAUAUGGUUUCUCUAAUUUAGACAUGAUCCAUCUGGGCCCUUAUCUGCCAGAUUCCUUGUUAAAAUGAGAAUUCAGGCUGUAGCUGCUCAUUCUGUUCUUACAAAAGUUCAACUGUCUCUUUUUCUCCAUAAUUCAGUCUAAUAAAAUAAACACACUGGUCUCAUUUGGACAUAAUGUUAAACUGUGCUUUAGCAUUACAUGAAAGAUUGUGUAGCAUCAAUAAAGUUGAACAACUGCCAGUCUACUUGGCAUCAGUAUGUAGAAUGAUUGAAGGGAGUACUAUCUUGCUUUUUUCCUCAGACUGCAAAAUCUCUUGGGCCAGUCUUGCCCAGAGAGCCUGGAAAAGGCCCCACUAUUCUUGGACUUGCACAGUCUCUUCUUCCUUUCUUCCUCCAAGAUGGCUUAAAAAAGAAAUUAUAACCUUUUACUUCCAUUUUAAAAAUGCAAUUUAAAGUUAUGUUGAGAUCAUGAGAACUAUGAUUAGUCAUAACUAUAAUUUACCAAACAAAAUCAACUUCAAAGUAUGGUUUAUGAAGCUAGUUUCUUUCAAUAAAUCUCAUUUAAAUUUAACCACUUAACAGUAAGAACAUUAAACUGUGGGGAAUGGAAAACUGAAACAAAAUCUUCCAGCCUUCUAUUCAUGGUAAUGCUAGCACCUUAUCUACAUUCAUUCAUAAUUAUGCUAGAUUAUGCAUGGAUGAUGGCACUGUUUGGACGACCUUUCCUUUAAUAUCCAUCUUGCCCCUUCAAUAAAUAGAAGAGCUGUUCUGUUUAUAGAAGAUUGCUGAUUUCCACCUACAAUCUCAAGCACUACUUCCCAUGCUCUCUGACCCUCUGGCCCCUGUGGGUUUUUUGACCAGGAGAAAUGGUUCUGCUGACCCAAACAGCUAUUUGUAUGGACCCAAUUUCAUUUGUUUUCUUCUAUUCUUGAAUGACCUGAAGUUCCUAAACAAUCAAAAAUAUUUUAAAAAAUGAAUGUGAUUUUCCAUUUAGAAGAAAUCAGAAUUAUAGUAAGUGACUAUUUCAGUGCUGUUGUGUCAACAAUCUUUUUUGUAGUCUUUGUCCUAAGUAAUAAAUAUGAUGCUGAAAUCAC